AUGUCGACCGCCGCGAUCUCAACACCUGUCAAGUCCCACAAGGGGCUGUUCUCCUCACGCACCGCUGGGGGACGUAUGCCACUUACACCAUCUCCCCACCAGCAGUCUAAAACAACGACCAUCCCCGUGAACCUUGACUCGUCUCCGUACACCCCCGAUGGAUCGGGGAAAAAAGAUGGCCGUGCGGCCAAAAGCUCAAAGUCAACUUACGGUGGCAACCUCAUGUCACACCUGUCGCGGUCCGUAUCCAUGGCCUCUAGCCGCGGGUCCCCCAAGUCAAAUAUUGCCCUUGGUGCGCAAACACCUCGCAAGGCCUUUGAGCUCGGCGUCUCUGAUUACACCUUGACAGGGACUGGUGUCCCCAAGACCCCCGCCAGCACAAAGUCCAAGAAAGGCUCCCUCCGCAUAAAGCCUAGCAAGACAACCAUCAACUACGGUGGUGACCGCUUCAUCCCCAACCGCACCUCCAGCUCCGCGAUUGCGAACGCAGGUUCUAGCAAACUCGACCUCUCCGAGAGACAACGGCCCAAGUCGAGCACUAGUGGCUCGUCAGCCCUGGCCUCCGCGGCAGACGAUGCCGCCGCCGCCUUCGAGCGACUGGAAAUCAAUGGUGACGAGGUCGAUACCUACACCAAGCCUUCGCCAAAUACUGUGGCUUACCAAGACUCGCUUGCCGACGCUUGUGGCGUCAAGCUGAACACCCGCAUUCUGGAGUUCAAGCCUGCUCCCCCGGAGUCUUCCAAGCCUAUCGACCUUCGCCAACAAUACAACAGACCUCUCAAGCCCGUCGGCGUCAGUUCGGCUCAGAUUCGCAGGCGCAUCGCUACUGCCCCUGAGCGCGUUCUUGAUGCGCCUGGGUUAAUCGAUGAUUACUACCUGAACCUUCUCGACUGGAGCUCGGGCAACCAAGUGGCCAUUGGCCUUGAACGUAAUGUCUAUGUGUGGUCGGCUGAUGAGGGCAAUGUUAACUGCUUGCUCGAGACCGGCCCUGAUACAUAUGUCAGCAGCGUCAAGUGGUCCGAUGAUGGCGCCUAUGUUGGUGUUGGUCUCGGUACGGGUGAGGUCCAGAUUUGGGAUGUUUCGGAGGGGCAAAAGAUUCGCAGCAUGUUUGGCCAUGAUACCCGUGUCGGUGUCAUGGGCUGGAGCAAGCAUCUUCUUUCCACUGGCGCUCGCAGUGGUCUCGUCUUCAACCACGAUGUGCGUAUUGCUGAGCACAAGGUUGCCGAGCUUGUUUCUCACACCUCCGAGGUUUGCGGCCUCGAAUGGCGCUCCGAUGGCGCCCAGCUCGCCACUGGCGGCAACGACAAUCUUGUUUCCAUCUGGGACGCCCGAUCUCUAUCUGUUCCCAAGUUCACCAAGACCAAUCACAAGGCUGCUGUCAAGGCGCUUGCCUGGUGCCCAUGGAACAUGAACCUUUUGGCUACCGGUGGCGGCUCCUACGAUCGCCAUAUUCAUUUCUGGAACUCGACAUCUGGUGCUCGUGUCAACAGCAUUGAUACUGGCUCUCAGGUAACCUCGCUCCGCUGGAGUCCUCAUUACCGCGAGAUUGUCAGCUCCUCCGGCUUCCCUGACAACUCUCUGAGCGUCUGGAGCUAUCCCACCCUGGUGCGCAAUGUCGAGAUCCCUGCUCACGAAAGCCGCGUUCUCCACAGCUGCCUAAGCCCCGACGGCCAGAUGCUUGCCACCGCUGCUGCGGAUGAGAGCUUGAAGUUCUGGAAGAUUUUCGAGAAGAAGGCUGGCUCGUCGGCCGGCAUUGGCGCCUCGGGCUCGUCUAGCAAGGCGGAGAUGGCCAAGUCUAUGACCAUUCGAUAA
Molecule: messenger RNA, 1812 nt
Organism: Cordyceps militaris CM01
Lineage: Eukaryota; Fungi; Ascomycota; Sordariomycetes; Hypocreales; Cordycipitaceae
Product: WD-repeat containing protein slp1
Exons: 1
Coding region: 1-1812 (603 amino acids)
Biological process (GO): positive regulation of ubiquitin protein ligase activity; anaphase-promoting complex-dependent catabolic process; positive regulation of anaphase-promoting complex-dependent catabolic process
Cellular component (GO): anaphase-promoting complex
Molecular function (GO): ubiquitin ligase activator activity; protein binding; anaphase-promoting complex binding
Source: RefSeq, a predicted model, not a curated record